AUGGACGACCUCUUUGACGUCUUCGAGGACAGUCCCCAUCCUGUACAGCCCCCAACUGAUGCAUCUACUAGACCAGACAAGACGCAGAAAAAGCGACUCAAGCGACAGGCUAAUGGCGAAGUUAAGGAUGCGGUCAAUGGCGAAGAGGCUGCUCUUCCCAGCGAUGUGAAUGACUCAGACUCCGAGAACAACGGCGCAGAAAGUUUGGCAGGGGAUGAGCCAGACGUGAAGCGCAUGCGCAUAGGAGAUGAGCAAGAUCCUGUUGUCACAGAUACUUUUGAGACCGAACAAUCCAGGGAGGUAGCAGCAUCCGCUGGUCUGCAAGCGUCAAAAGAGGAGGAGAAGGUAAUCCUCUCACAUCAAGUUCGUCAUCAGGUCGCCCUUCCCCCCGACUAUGAUUAUGUCCCGAUCUCAGAACACAAACCUCCCGCCGAACCUGCUAGGACGUGGAAAUUCCAGCUUGAUCCUUUCCAACAAGUCUCCAUUGCCUCCAUCGAGCGAAACGAAAGUGUCUUGGUUUCAGCACAUACCAGCGCCGGUAAAACUGUGGUGGCUGAGUAUGCCAUCGCGCAAUGUCUCAAGAAUAACCAGCGGGUCAUUUACACCAGUCCUAUCAAAGCACUAAGCAAUCAAAAGUACCGAGAAUUCCAGGCCGACUUUGGCGAUGUCGGUUUAAUGACCGGAGAUGUCACGAUCAAUCCUACUGCUACCUGUCUCGUGAUGACUACGGAAAUCUUGCGCUCCAUGCUGUACCGAGGUUCUGAAAUCAUGCGAGAAGUUGGUUGGGUUGUUUUCGAUGAGAUCCACUACCUGCGAGACAAAACUCGAGGUGUUGUGUGGGAGGAGACAAUCAUCUUGCUACCAGACAAAGUGCGCUAUGUCUUCCUGUCGGCGACCAUCCCCAACGCCAUGCAGUUUGCCGAAUGGAUUACGAAGACACAUAGCCAACCAUGCCACGUCGUUUACACUGACUUCAGACCAACUCCGUUACAACACUAUUUCUUCCCCGCAGGAGCAGAUGGUAUCCACCUCAUUGUGGAUGAGAAAGGUGUCUUCAGAGAAGACAACUUUGAGAAGGCCAUGAGUACGAUUGCCGCCAAGCAAGGAGACGACCCUGCUAAUGCCAUGGCUCGUCGGAAAGGCAAAGGCAAGGACAAGAAACUAAACAAGGGAGGAACGAAAGGCCCUUCUGACAUCUACAAGAUUGUCCGCAUGAUCAUGACCAAGAACUACAACCCUGUCAUUGUUUUCAGUUUCAGCAAGAGAGACUGCGAGGCCUAUGCGAUCCAGAUGAGCACCAUGUCUUUCAACGACGAUUCUGAAAAGGCCAUGGUUUCGAAGGUCUUUGACAGUGCGUUGGAAAUGCUCUCGCCUGAGGAUAAGAACUUGCCACAAAUUCAGCACUUGCUACCUCUGCUAAGACGCGGCAUUGGUAUCCAUCACUCGGGUUUGCUUCCCAUUCUCAAGGAGACAAUUGAAAUCUUGUUCCAGGAAGGGUUGAUCAAAGUUCUGUUUGCAACCGAGACCUUUUCCAUUGGACUCAACAUGCCAGCUAAAACUGUUGUAUUCACCAGCGUUCGCAAAUUUGAUGGUGUUUCACUCCGAUGGGUCACCCCGUCCGAGUUCAUUCAAAUGUCUGGACGUGCCGGCCGUCGCGGUCUCGAUGAGCGGGGAAUUGUCAUCAUGAUGAUCGACGAGGAAAUGGACCCCACCGUCGCCAAAGAGAUCGUCCGUGGUGAGCAAGACAAAUUGAACUCGGCUUUUUACCUCGGGUACAACAUGAUACUCAACCUGUUGCGAGUGGAAGGUAUCUCUCCGGAGUUCAUGUUAGAGAGAUGCUUUCAUCAAUUUCAGAAUACGGCAAGCGUGUCAGGCCUGGAGAGAGAAUUGCAGCAACUGGAAACCGAAAAGUCGGCGAUGGUUAUCGAAGACGAAAGCGCCAUUCGCGCAUACUAUGAACUUCGAAAACAACUCGACGUUUAUGCCGAAGACAUGAGAAACGUCAUCAUCCACCCAAACUACAGCUUGCCGUUUAUGCAACCAGGUCGUUUGGUCGAGAUCAAGGAUGGUGAAUAUGAUUUUGGUUGGGGGGCAGUAAUCAACUUCGCGCGGAGAAGCCAAGGCAGAUCGAACGAGCAGUUGCCUCCUCAGGAAGAAUGGAUCCUUGACAUCGCCCUGGAAUGUGCCGAAGGUCCAGCUCCUGCCACGAAGACGUUUCAGUCUCUGCCAGCCGGCAUUCGCCCACCUCAACCCGGCGAGAAGUCCAAGAUUGAGGUUGUUCCCGUCCUCCUCAAAUGCGUCCAGAAGAUUUCUCACGUCCGCAUCUUUCCACCUUCAGACAUGACAAACCCCGAAGAACGUAAAAAGAUCCAAAAGUCUCUGGCAGAAGUUAAGCGUCGGUUCCCGGACGGCCUGGCGGUGUUGGAUCCCAUCGAGAAUAUGAAGAUUACGGACAACUCGUUCAAGGAGCUCCUCCGAAAGAUCGAGAUCAUGGAGUCAAGACUCGUGGCUAAUCCAUUGCAUAACUCUCCGCGACUGGAAGGCCUUUAUAACCAGUACGCACAGAAGGUCACUCUAACAGACAAGAUCCGAGCGUUGAAGAAGCAAAUCCAGGACGCCCACUCCAUCAUGCAAAUGGAGGAGCUGAAAUGCCGAAAGCGGGUCCUUCGUCGACUCCAAUUCAUCAACGAAGAUGAAGUUGUCCAGCUGAAAGCUCGCGUUGCGUGUGAGAUAAGUACUGGUGAUGAACUCAUGCUCAGUGAGCUCUUAUUCAAUCGGUUCUUCAACGACCUGACUCCAGAACACUGUGCUGCCGUUAUGAGCUGCUUCGUUUUCGAGGAGAAGGUCAAUGAGCAGCCGACCUUGCCAGAGGAUCUUGCAAGACCUCUACGUGAAAUUCAGAGACAAGCGAGAGUCAUCGCCAAGGUAUCUGUUGAGUCAAAGUUGGCGGUCAACGAGGAAGAAUACGUGCAGAGCUUCAAAUGGCAGCUCAUGCCUGUGAUGUUUGCUUGGGCGACGGGAAAGUCAUUCGGCGAGAUCUGCAAAAUGACCAAUGUCUACGAAGGUAGUCUGAUUCGAACUUUCCGGCGACUUGAAGAAGCAUUACGCCAGAUGGCGGAAGCCUCAAAGGUGAUGGGAAGUGAAGAGCUGGAGAAGAAGUUUGAGGAGGCGUUGAGCAAGGUAAGACGAGAUAUCGUGGCCGCCCAGUCGCUGUAUCUCUAG
Molecule: messenger RNA, 3222 nt
Organism: Capronia epimyces CBS 606.96
Lineage: Eukaryota; Fungi; Ascomycota; Eurotiomycetes; Chaetothyriales; Herpotrichiellaceae
Exons: 2
Coding region: 1-3222 (1073 amino acids)
Biological process (GO): maturation of 5.8S rRNA; RNA catabolic process
Cellular component (GO): nucleus
Molecular function (GO): RNA helicase activity; RNA binding; ATP binding
Source: RefSeq, a predicted model, not a curated record